Cydia pomonella (codling moth) is the source of this 5092-nucleotide messenger RNA. RefSeq lists its product as uncharacterized. Lineage: Eukaryota; Metazoa; Arthropoda; Insecta; Lepidoptera; Tortricidae. The transcript has 2 exons. Gene Ontology annotation, molecular function: nucleic acid binding. The record is from RefSeq and is a predicted model, not a curated record. Bases 1096 to 4791 code for a protein of 1231 amino acids.
AGACAAGUCUCAACAUAGCUGUAAACUUUAUGUUUAACAUUAGUACUAAUAUUUGUUGCUUGCAACAUUGGAGGAGAGUUUUGUCUAUGAUGGGCUGUCAAGGGCCUAUUUCGUUCUGUGCUAUAACUGAAUGUACUAGCGUAAUAAAAUAAUUUAGCUUUCAAUAAAAGUUAUUUCUCCUAAUCGCAUUUUGAUUCAAACAUGCGAUUGUUGGUCCUUCGAGCUUUUUAAAAGUUUAGAAUCAGUGAUUCCGUGGUUUUACUACGUAUUUCGUUUGCUGGCUGGGCGAAGGUGACUUGCUAUAUCUUGUCGCCGCCCGCCGCAACCUCGCCCAACCCAUUGUUUGGGCGAAUUAAUCAUCGUGAUUUCGGUUGAUAUUAUCCUGAAAUCGUUUAACUCCGUGCUGCAACAAUCAUUAGGAAAGUUCCCGUUCGUCGGCACAAAGGAAUUUUUGUGCAAGUACCGGCGGAUUUAUUUGAGCGGUACAACGAGAAUACUUUGACAAGGUUGUCAACUCAGGUGGGACUAGAUUGUAAGGUUGGUAGUACGGAUCAUCGGUCGGUGCGUGUGUGCGUGCCUUUAAAGAGUUGGCGGUAAAAGUGACGUUUUUGGCUGUCAAAAGUGACGUCUGUUCAAUAGGAAUUUUCUUCACGGGCUUUGCAACUUGUAAUAAAGUAUUUCAACUGCAAUCAUUAACAAAUUUGUGUUAUCAAAGUGCGGGUUUGUGCUUAAACAGUAUUGAGCGUUUUGUUUCGUGAAAUACAACAAUGGCGGAGCUCAAGAAGUUAAAAAUAAUGCGCGGCCAAGUCAAGGCAACUAUGACUCGCAUCGAGCAGUUUGUCAACGACCCCAAUACCUUAAAUUCCGCCUCUCUUGAUUCCUUGGAGGCUCGUAAGGAGAAGCUAGCCUCUUCCCUCAAAGAUUACGAGGGAAUCCAACUGGACAUAUUGAGCCUUGAUGACAAGGACACAGAGGAUGCAGGUGACUUUGAGGACCGCUACUUUAACACAAUAGCGAAGAUUAAUGAGGCGCUCAGGUCUCUAAGAGGGUCAGAUACAGUUCAAGCUGCUGGUGUCUCUUCAUCAAAGUUGCCCCAUGUUGACAUACCAGUGUAUAAUGGAAGCCUCCGUUGGGGACCGCUUGGCCUUUGUGCAGGAGAAGAAGCUGUGUGCAGUUUGUAUAAACUCUCACUUGGAUAAACCUUGUAAGUACAAGUUCAAAUGUAAAUUAUGUAAGGGUCAUCAUAAUACCCUUUUGCAUACAGAGGAUUCUGUAGAGGCCAAUCAAUCAGUGGCAGCAUCUAUUGUUUUGACAUGUGUCAAUAAAACAUCUUAUAAAAAGGUAUUACCUACAAUUAAGGUUAAAAUUGUUGAUAAAUUUGGCCGUGAUGUUUACUGCCGCGCAUUGCUUGACACCGGCUCAAGUGAAUCCUUUGCCACAACUUCUCUUGUAGAAAGACUAGGUUUUGCCACUGUGGCAGAAUGUGAAAAUAUAAUUGGUGUUGCAAAACAAACCACCAUCAUGGAUAGGUCAGUAAUUAUUCCUGUGGAGUCUUGUCAAUAUCAAGAUGUUAAGUUUAAUGUUGACUGUCAUGUUGUCAAAGAUGUAACGGCACAUUUGCCACCACAGUAUGUUGAUUGUUCCAAGUUAAAAUUUCCUAGCCAUGUCAAACUUUCUGAUGAAAACUUUAAUGAACCAUCUGAAAUUUCGAUGCUACUAGCAAGUGAUAUUUAUUUUGAGUCAUUAUUAAAUGAUUGUAUCAAAUUGCCUGAAGGGCUUGUCUUGCAAAGCACCUUAUUUGGUUAUGUUGUUGGUGGCAAGAUAAGCCAAUCUGGUAAUGUCUCAAACACUGCUCUGGUGACAAAUUUUGCCAUUAGUGACACUACAAAGUUAGAAAAUGUUAUGAGUCAAUUUUGGCUAGCUGAAAAAGUGCCAGAACCCCAACAAAAGGUUUCGGAUGAAUUUGAAAAGGCGGAAAAAAUAUUUCAGAAGUCUGUCACUCUCAAUGAUAACAAAUUUCAGGUGGACAUUCCACUAAAGCACCCCUUAGGUGAACUAAAUUUGGGUAACUCUUUUUCGGCUGCCUUACAAAGAUUUUACUCAAUAGAGAGAAAAUUUAUGAAAAAUGUAGACUUGCUAGAGCGGUAUAAAAAAUUCAUUGAUGAAUAUGUUGAAAUGGGUCAUGCUAGGGAGGUCGACAUUAACUCUUAUGAUAUUUUGAAUGGACCAGUAAGCUUUUUAGCGCAUCAUCCAGUUUUCAAUGAGGCCAGUAAAAGUACAAAGCUUCGCGUGGUGAUGGACGGAAGCAUGAAAUCCAAAAACAAGCUGUCUGUCAAUGAUGUCAUGCUGAAUGGACCUGUGGUGCAGGGUGAGCUCUUUGACAUAUUAAUUUUGUUUCGGACAUAUUUAUUCACCUUGAUAUGUGAUGUUCAAAAAAUGUUUAGGUGCAUUUUGGUCAGCCCUGAACAUAGAUGUCUUCAAAAUAUCCUUUGGCGGGACAGUCCUGGCCAGCCCAUCCGCUGCCUUCAGCUUCAGACAGUUACAUAUGGCCUAAAGAGCUCUACAUUUCUAGCUACUAGGUGUUUGGUUGAGCUUGUAAAAUUAUUUGGAUGCAAUUACCCGCUUGCGUCCCAAGCCAUUUUAAGUAAUACAUAUGUUAAUGAUGUCAUAACUGGUUCAGAUAAUAUCAACGAACUACACCAACUUAAAAAUGAGUUGAUUGACUUAUUUAAAUUAGGUUAUUUUAAUUUACAUAAAUGGUGCUCUAGUUACCCAGCUGUUCUGGACGAUUUGCCAGAAAAUUUGAAAUAUCUUGAACAAAUACAUCUUGAUUCAAGUAAUGUCAUAAAAACAUUAGGUCUGAGAUACGACAUUACCUCAGAUACUUUGACAUUUGAGUGUCCCCCCUAUGAUGAGGACAGCAAUCAUACAAAAAGAACAGUUCUGUCAUUUAUUGGAAAAUGUUAUGAUCCUCUAGGUCUCAUAGCUCCUAUUAUAGUUCCAGCAAAAAUAUUUAUGCAGGUUUUGUGGUCUAUGCCCUUGGGCUGGGACACAGCUUUACCAGAUGCUGAACAUGAGACAUGGAAAAAAUUUCUUGCCAAUUUAAAGAUGAUGGGUAAAGUUUCUUUACCGAGGUUAGUCUAUAGUCACGAAUGUCAGUUGGUAGAGUUAGUGGGUUAUGCAGAUGCAUCAUUCAAAGCUUUUGGCUGCUGCAUUUAUGUAAGAGUUUUUAAAGCUGAUGGAGGUGUAGACUCAAAAUUACUUUGUGCCAAAUCAAAGGUGGCCCCGCUGGCCAAAAGCCUUACUAUUCCACAGCUGGAACUUAACAGCGCUCUACUAUUGGCACAGCUGGCGUCUAGAGUCAGCGAAAAACUAAAAGCUAGAUUUGCGCAUAAUACAUAUUUUUACAGUGACUCACAAAUAGUUUUGUGCUGGCUCAAGUCUACCAAAACAAAAGUCAAUACUUAUGUUAAUAAUAGGGUGAAGAAAAUUCUAGAGCUCACAAACCAGGACCAGUGGUCCUAUGUAAGAUCAUGCGAAAAUCCCGCGGAUUUAAUUUCACGCGGAGUGGAGCCCCAAAUUUUGCAAGGAAAACAAUUGUGGUGGGACGGCCCUAAAUAUUUGUCACACAGGGAUUAUGUGCACCCUGCAUUUGAUACUCUCAGUCAGGCCUUACAUGAUAAGCAUUUAGAUAUUAAUAUUAACGAGGAUUUAUCUUGCAAUUUUAGUCAGCGGGACGAUUCAUUUGCACAUCUCUUUGAAAAAUAUUCUAGUCUACAUAGGCUUCAAAAUGUUAUAGCUUAUAUCUAUCGCUUUUAUAAAAAUGCUUCAAAAGCAGGUGAUAGAUCAGACUCUACCUUGCUAACCCCUAAAGAGCUACAAGAAGCGUUGCUUGUCAUAAUAAAAAAUGUGCAAAGGAAACAUUUUUCUAAGGAAAUAGACACACUGUUGGCGGGUAAGUCACUUAAAUCAGGGAUAGCAGACUUACAUCCUUUCGUGGACCAGUGUGGUGUCCUUCGUGUGGGCGGCAGGCUGCAAAAUGCCGACAUUUCGCAAGCCAGAAAGCAUCCACCUAUUCUCCCGAAGGGGUCAUUUUUCACUUCGUUAUUGAUUAAAACGGAGCACUUGCGUCUUUUGCAUUUAGGUGCCAGAGCUGUUCUGAGUUCCUUAGCUCAAAAAUAUUGGAUAAUUAAUGGUAUUAGGGAAGUAAAGAAGGUAGUGAACAAGUGUGUCACAUGCUUGCGUCUGAAGGCUGAAGCUGCAAAGCAGUUGAUGGGCUCUUUGCCUGUAGAGAGGAUUACAGCUAGUAGGGCUUUCCAGUAUGUUGGGAUUGAUUUCUGUGGUCCAUUUAGCACGAAAAUUGCUAGAAUACGAAAACCUCUUGUUACUAAAAGCUACAUUGCCCUUUUUGUAUGUUUCGCUACAAAGGCGAUACAUGUAGAGUUAGUGUCGAACCUUACAACUGAAACCUUUCUAGCAUGUCUCAAUCGUUUCAUAUCUAGACGUGGCAUGCCCACUCUAAUUUAUUGUGAUAACGCUAAAACUUUUGAAGGUGCUGCAAACCAGCUCAAAGGAUUGUAUGAUUUACAAUGUUCGAAUGAACAUAGAGAAUCUGUGUAUCGAUAUUGUAAUAAAAAAUAUAUCUCAUUUAAGUUUAUACCAAGCUAUGCGCCUCUUUUCGCGAAUUCGCGAGUUCUCUCAAUUGGUCCCAAAAUUGUCCGGCAUUAUCCCAACAUACCUUACCCAGAUUGUCAUUGCCAUACGUUCUUCAAUAAGACGGCACAAGUUUAGCCCCAUCGUACUACUACUACUAUUUAGAUUGUAGGUUAACCGUACCUACUUACAAAAUUUCACAACACACCAUGAUCACACCCAACUUAUUGUCACGGAUAGGUACGAUGACCGAAGCAAGAACAUCAUUCUUUUUUGCAGUCUUUAUCAAAAUAGUAAUUAAUAGAUACAGUAUAAUAUAAUAAUUAAAAACAAUAUUAUGUGAUAACAUCAAAAACAACUUGCGUCGGCAGCGCAGGAUAAAUUCCGGCCGGCUCGCCGGCGAUGUCAACGGAACGGCGCGCAAUGAGUGAGCGCUCGC